This is a messenger RNA of Ceratosolen solmsi marchali, 1921 nucleotides long. It is a transcript of the gene Snap25, whose product is annotated as Synaptosomal-associated protein 25kDa. The transcript is spliced from 6 exons. The record is from RefSeq and is a predicted model, not a curated record. Gene Ontology annotation, molecular function: syntaxin binding; SNAP receptor activity. The coding region runs from base 307 to 951 and encodes 214 amino acids. Gene Ontology annotation, biological process: synaptic vesicle fusion to presynaptic active zone membrane; exocytosis; synaptic vesicle priming. NCBI's taxonomy places the organism in Eukaryota, Metazoa, Arthropoda, Insecta, Hymenoptera, Agaonidae. Gene Ontology annotation, cellular component: SNARE complex; plasma membrane.
AAGUUACUGAAACAUAAGAUCUCAAAAAUAAUAAAGAAAGUAAGAAGCAUCGAAUCAAUUAUGUUUUUAAUCCCUGAAAUUUGCACGACUGGAAAACUCAGAGUAUUUUUCUAUCCUCGGAGUAGGAAAAAUACAAGGACAUGUAAUUAAGAGUUCGAUUAAUGAGUAGAACGUACUAAUAGAUUGACCGGUAAUUUUUAGGAGUCAAGAAUAUUGGGUGAGAGGUUAGAGUGACUAGCCGGAUACUAGUAGAAACUGCAAACAGUGAAUCAGUCGCCAGCAAAUAAAUACUGAAAUAAACCGAGGAUGCCCGCACCGACGUCAGCUGCCGGGGCGGCUGAGCCCGGACCACCCCGCACUGAGCUACAGGAGCUUCAAUACAAGGCUGGGCAAACGACUGAUGAGUCUUUGGAAAGUACGAGGCGUAUGCUGGCACUAUGCGAGGAGAGCCACGAGGUCGGGAUGAAAACUCUUGUAAUGCUGGACGAGCAAGGCGAACAACUUGACCGCAUCGAGGAGGGAAUGGAUCAAAUCAAUGCCGACAUGCGUGAGGCUGAAAAGAACUUGACGGGAAUGGAAAAAUGCUGUGGUCUCUGCGUUCUGCCCUGCAACAAGGGCGCGAGCUUCAAAGAGGACGAGGGUACAUGGAAGGGAAAUGACGAUGGGAAGGUUGUCAACAAUCAACCCCAACGAGUAAUGGAUGAGCGUAACGGCCUUGGACCUCAGGGCGGCUACAUUGGCAAGAUUACGAACGAUGCCCGAGAGAACGAGAUGGAGGAGAACAUGGGACAAGUCAACACGAUGAUCGGCAAUCUCAGAAACAUGGCCAUCGACAUGGGCAGCGAGCUCGAGAAUCAGAAUCGCCAGAUCGACAGGAUCAAUCGCAAGGGCGAGUCGAACGAGACAAGGAUACAAGUUGCAAAUGAAAGAGCACAUCAGCUCCUGAAAUAAGGUUUCGAUUCAAGCUGAAUUUGCGACGGCUACAAGAGCGAUCAACACAUACUGAACCAUCAAGGGGGCUACACAUAAAUAUAUAUAGAUAAGUAGAUAGAUAGACCGAGAGAGAGAAAGAGAGAGAGAGAGAGAGAGAGAGAAGCACCAGUUACUAGCGCGCGCCUAAGUCUCCAACACUUACAUUUUCGUUGCACGUCGUAGCAUUCUUUAUUAAUUUUCCUUGUAAAUUAUCUUUACCUGUCACUAUUUAUUUAAUAUCGUCGAUUUGACCAAGUAUGCAUUAAUUUGUCUAUUCCUCUCCUUGCUUAUAAGCCUUACACUUAAAUAUUGUCUUGAUUUUACAACUUGCUUGAUGAUUCUGUGAUCAGAAAGAUUGGAAGAUGAUGUCCUACGAUUAAAUGAUGCGCGUAGUGUGUCGUCACUUUUUACUACGCUCGCAAUUGUUAACAUUAUGUACACAUGUUUAAAUAAACAACCAAACCUUAUAUUUACAAUACUGAAAGUCGAUCGUAGAAAUGUGAAAAUUACUUUGUAUGAACGAAACCAGGAGAAUUAUUUUGGUGUUUUGUAGUUGUAUUAUUGCAUGUUGAGUUAUAUGUCAGAUAGUUAUGCAAAAUGCAUUCACUGAAUUUUAUAUGCGAGGAAAGAAUUUUUCAUCUUCAUCUUCAUGAUUCAUUCUGGGAAUUAAAUAUUCUUUUUUUUCUUUCUCUCUAUCCCAUUGUACAAUAUUCAAUACACAUCAUUAAUAUAACAAUACUUUCCAGAUAACAACAUAAUACGAUGGAAAUAUAUACAUCGCUUAAGGGUUUUACGGAAUAAAAACCAUUUCAAUCUCUAACUUUUUUUUAAAUAACAGCGCAUGUGUAUUUCUCUUCUUACGUGUUUUAUACUGUAUUUAAAAAAGAUAGUAGUACGUAAUAAAUAAAUAUUCUCUAAACAUAAUGUAAAUGAGAUGCAGGUAAUAUGC